Messenger RNA from Colletotrichum godetiae, 430 nucleotides. RefSeq lists its product as uncharacterized. NCBI's taxonomy places the organism in Eukaryota, Fungi, Ascomycota, Sordariomycetes, Glomerellales, Glomerellaceae. The record is from RefSeq and is a predicted model, not a curated record. The transcript is spliced from 2 exons. The coding region runs from base 89 to 325 and encodes 78 amino acids.
GCCAUUAGCAGCAUAUACCACAAGAUCAGGCUGAGCUCUGGGACGGGAAAGUCACUCCUUGGAUUCUUUCUCUGCGAAUCGUCCGGGUAUGGCUCUUCUUCGAUUGAGUUGCUCAAGUCACUCGUACUUCAAUUUAUCAAACAGAACCAGCUACUUGCUACGUACGCCAAGCAUCUUCCGAAAAGAGACAACCGGAAACUUGGAUGACGACUCUACCGCUACCAUGAGCUUACACAAUCUUUGGCGCUGUUUCAUAGAUAUUCUCGCCGAUGACUCCAUUGGCGACGUUUACGUCGUCAUCAACAACAUACAUUUGCUUGAGUAAGACCAGUACACCAACAUGCUCAUCGACCUCAUUAACGGCAAUUUCAAUCGCCAAAGUCAGCCUGGCGGGGGAACUCAAAGAGCUCGGAAAUGGCUGAUCACAAGC